UUUGACAAUAAUAUAGCGAAAUCAAACUGACAUGGAUUUAGCUAUUAAUAAUAGUAGUUCUCGUGAGCUUCUUCAAGCUCAAGUCCAUGUUUGGAAUCACAUAUUGAAGUUCAUAAACUCCAUGGCACUAAAAUGUGCAAUUCAGUUAGGCAUCCCAGAUAUCAUUCACAACCAUGGCCAACCCAUUACCCUCUCCAACCUUAUUUCUAGACUCAAUGUCCACCCUUCUAAAUCUCGCUUCAUCUAUCGCCUCAUGCGCAUUUUAGUCCAAUCUGGAUUUUUUGUCAAACAUAACGACGUUCAUCAAGAAGUAGUCUAUUCCCUGACACCAUCUUCCGAGCUUCUCCUCAAUGACCAGCCUUUGAAAAUGACACCGUUCUUGCUUCUCCUACUCGACCCAAUGUUGAUUGCCCCGUUGCACUUGUUGGGCUCGUGGUUCCGAAAACACGGAUCCACCCCAUUUGAGAUGACAUAUGAUAUGUCGUUCUUCGAUUUGGGGGCUCAUGAACCAAGGUUUGGUAGCAUGUUUGACGAAGCAAUGGUUGCCGACUCGGAGCUUGUUUCGAGGGUGGUGAUUAAAGAGUGUCAAGGAGUGUUUGAGGGUUUGAAUUCAAUUGUUGAUGUCGGAGGUGGUAGAGGAACUAUGGCUUUUGCCAUUGCCAAUGCAUUUCCACACAUAAAAUGCACUGUAUUGGAUCUCCCACAUGUCAUUGAUAACUUGAAAGGGACCAACAACUUGGAUUUUGUUGUCGGAGACAUGUUUGAGAAAAUACCCCCAGCAAAUGCAAUUUUACUCAAGUGGAUUCUGCAUGACUGGAAUGAUGAAGAAAGCGUGAAGAUAUUGAAGAGGUGUAGAGAAGCAAUUUCGAUCAGCAAAAGUGACAGAGGAAAGGUUAUCAUUAUAGACAUCGUUGUAACCGUAGAUAACAAGGAGAUGAAUAACAGGGCAACUGAAACACAACUGUUAUGGGACAUGUUGAUGAUGGUGAAUCUCACUGGAAGAGAACGCACUGAAAAAGAGUGGGAGAAGCUGUUUGUGGCUGCAGGAUUCACUUACUAUAAGAUUUCACAUACACUGGGAGUUAGGUCUCUUAUUGAGGUUUACCUUUGAAAGUAUAUAACAAGGGGAUGAGUGAGCUAUGUGAAAUUUGCAUUCCAUUUUAUGUUAGUAGUACUUUCUAUUAAUAAGAAAAAUUUGGACACCUUUUGGAAUAAAAGCAACACUCUGGAUUAUGAGCUGGCCACAAGAAGUUGGAUGGGGUAUAGAAUAAAUUCAAAUUUAUUUAUGCAUGAUUAAUGUAAAGAAUGCUCUAUGGAUGAGAUGUAAAA
This is a messenger RNA of Rosa chinensis, 1329 nucleotides long. Its product is annotated as trans-resveratrol di-O-methyltransferase. Gene Ontology annotation, biological process: methylation. The transcript is spliced from 2 exons. Gene Ontology annotation, molecular function: O-methyltransferase activity; S-adenosylmethionine-dependent methyltransferase activity; protein dimerization activity. NCBI's taxonomy places the organism in Eukaryota, Viridiplantae, Streptophyta, Magnoliopsida, Rosales, Rosaceae. The coding region runs from base 32 to 1111 and encodes 359 amino acids. The record is from RefSeq and is a predicted model, not a curated record.